Schizosaccharomyces osmophilus is the source of this 873-nucleotide messenger RNA. RefSeq names its product urease accessory protein UreD (gene ure4). The transcript has a single exon. The coding region runs from base 1 to 873 and encodes 290 amino acids. The record is from RefSeq and is a predicted model, not a curated record. Gene Ontology annotation, molecular function: nickel cation binding. NCBI's taxonomy places the organism in Eukaryota, Fungi, Ascomycota, Schizosaccharomycetes, Schizosaccharomycetales, Schizosaccharomycetaceae.
AUGGCUUCGAAAGAAGGUGAAUUUCGGAUAGAAUGCAUCAAUAAUGUUCAUUAUGUGACUCACAUGUUUUGUAAGUAUCCUUUAAAAUUACUCUCCGUGAACACAAAAUUGGAUUUUGCAAUUCUUUACAUUUUGAGUUAUGGAGGUGGGCUUGUAUCGGGAGACCAGGUAGCUUUGAAGAUCCAUGUAGGAAAAGAUGCCACGUUAUGUAUUCAGACCCAGGGAAGUACCAAAGUUUACAAGGAGACCCGAGUAGGGAAAAUUACGCGUCAACUUAUGGACGUACACAUUGCAUCGAAUGCCACUUGUCUAUUGCUACAAGACCCUGUUCAACCAUUUGGAUCUAGUAAUUACAUGCAAAUACAAAACUUUACCCUAGAGGAUAGUAGUUCUUCACUGGCACUAUUGGAUUGGACUCUUCAGGGUCGAAGUCAUAUGGGAGAACGCUGGUCGAUGAAGUCUUACACCUCCAAGAAUAUCAUUAAAAGUGGACUUGAUGAUAAAAGCAAAUUUUUUGUUCUUUUGCGAGAUACGCUACAGCUGAUAAAUGAACCAGGUCUCCAUAUUGGCAGUAAAGCUGACCGGAUGAACAACUUUGAAUGUGUUGGCAGUCUGUACCUUGUAGGACCAAAGUUUGAAGCAACGAAAAAAGGAAUUCUAGAGUAUUAUAAAAAUGUGGAAAGCCGCAUGGGAAAAACCAUUAGCUUACAUGAGCAGCCUAAUGCUUUUUGGACUGCCUGCGAGCUUCGCUCAGUUACUAUUGUUAAAUUUGCAUCUUAUUCUACAGAAAAGGCUCGAGAGUUUCUUCUUCAACUGUUCAAAGAUUUUGCACCUGAUAUUCAUCGUGAAGCUCUUCGCGCUUUCUGGUAUUAA